Messenger RNA from Leptopilina boulardi, 3497 nucleotides. RefSeq lists its product as uncharacterized. The record is from RefSeq and is a predicted model, not a curated record. Lineage: Eukaryota; Metazoa; Arthropoda; Insecta; Hymenoptera; Figitidae. The transcript is spliced from 5 exons. The coding region runs from base 2358 to 3041 and encodes 227 amino acids.
AGAAAUCUUUGAUUUUAAAAGGUUGAAAUAAUACAAUAAGAUAAGAAAAUGGAACGAUACAUGUUAAAAAAAACUUACUCUACUGCUUAUUAUACCGUCGCAAGCUAACGAGGGCGAGGCGUCGAGCUGCUUUCCGACGGGCGGAAAAAUACACACACUUAGCAAAGCGCGAAAGUGUCUAUUGGUAGCGCACGAAAAUUGCACUCACGGGUCCACCGAAUCUAAACAGCGCAGGCACCACACGUGCGGACUGGCCGGUCAAAAAGACAAAAAUUCAAUAAUUUGAUUUUAUUCAAAUUACUGGAUUUUUAUUAAAGACGACUUCCGUUGGACUUCGUCGGCGUGAACUUUAACUUUUCGUCCGUCCAAUUUUAAUCACUAUCUAUGUAGUGGAUUGCAAAAAUUGAAAAACCGACUCACGGACGGGCUUAGUCCCGGCGUCUCAAAAUCGUUUUUAUGCCUCUGAAAAAUUUCAGAGCUGACUCGCGAAUGAGAGUUGUACUGCCAUUAAUUGACUUCCGCGAUGCACUUUUAUAUGAACGUUUAGAGACUUCAGGUGGGAAAAUUUUGUGGACUAAGGGUUUUUAACACGUGAACAAGGCGUGAGCUCUGGGCCUGUUACUAUGCCAAUAAUGCUGAGUUUUUAUUUUCUUUUAAUGGUAUAGCCAAAUAUAAUAAUAUGCACUUGAUAAAAUCAAGCAUAAUUAUUAUUGAAAAGACUUGUUGUCUUUUGGAUUUAUUUUAUUAAUUUUCCUUGUUGGAAAAUGAUUUGAUUUUUGGCAUUUUUACCCUUUUUUUAUUUGCAACAAUUACAACGUUGAUGUUGUGUUGUUAUGAGCAUGUAGGAUUGUUAGGCCCAGAAUACGUAAUAAAAAAAAAGUGGGGGGGUAGAGUAAGAAAAGGAUGGAAGCUGAAGAAUUACGUUCAAGAAAAAGCUCAUCGCGUAGAUUUAUUUUAACUAUUAUUAUUAUUAUAUCCCUUUUUUUCGCGAGAAGUCCAAUUUCUAGUGUGGCUCCUGUACACAUCCAUACUCAUUUUUUUUUGGACCCGCAAGUGAUAAUAUCGUGUCUCACAAAACAAAGUAUCCAUUAUUAUCUUCUUCAAUCAAUAAUUCCGUUAAAUUUUAAAUUAUGAACAUUGCCGCAGCAUUCGAUGCAUUCAGGGUGCUGCUGCAAUGUUCGUUAACGCACUCGCGACAUUCGCAACAUUACCGUUCGCUACUUUCUUCAAUUUUAAGUGGGGAACAUUGCCGCAACGUUUAAUGCGCUCAGAACGCUGCCGCAAUGUUCACUAACACAUUCGCAACAUUCCCUUUUACUAACUUCUACAAUUUUCGUUUGGGAACAUUGCCGCAACGUCCAACGCACUCGGGGCGCUGUCGCAAUGUUCGUUAACGCACUCGCAACAUUCACAACAUUACCGUUCGCUACUUUCUUUAAUUUUAAGUAGGGAACAUUGCCGCAACGUUUAACGCAUUCAGAACGCUGCCGCAAUGCUCAUUAACACAUUCGCAACAUUCCCAUUUGCUAACUUUUACAAUUGUGGUUUGGGAACAUUGCCGCAACGUCCAACGCAUUCGGAACGCUGUCGCAAUGUUCAUUAACGCACUCGCAACAUUAGAAUUAAAAAUUUUCAAUUAUAUUUCAUAUAUAUAAUGAUCCUCACUUUUUAAGGUUAUAUUUAAUUAUGAAUGCCCGUAGAAAUUUGAAUUAUAUUAGAGUACAUGCACAUAUAUCCAUUGGUGAUAUUUGCGAUUUACAUUUUUAUUCUAAAUAGUUGUAAUAAUAAUAUGUGCACACAUAACAUUCCAAGAAUAAGGCCCGAGUCCGUUCCCAUCGCAUUAUGCUGACGAUUGAAUUUUUAUUAUCAAAGUAUUGUGUUAAAAUUUACGAAAAGUAAAUUUCAGCACAAUACAAAAAAAUUAAAUUUUUAGGUACCACCGUGACAAACCACCGUGAAUAUUCCCGUUUUUGUCCCCAAAAACUAUAAGCGAUGAGAACGAAAUCGGGCUAAUAAUAAUUAAAUAAUAAUAUUAAUAUAUCGCAUGAGAAGAAAAAAAAAAAAGAAGAGAAAAGAGAAUUAUAAGAUUGCUUUUAUAUAUUAUUUUUGCUGAUUCUUUGUCUGGACGUUGGUGCCAGAGAGUCGGAUGUGGAGUAUCAGGUUGCACUGAUAAGGACCAAGGAGCUGCACGUGUAGCAGUCUCCGCGGUCCAGACUCAGCUCCCCUCAUUCAGUUUGCUGGCGACCUGUGGGUAGUAGACUUUUCUCGUACCCCAUUGUUUCGCGCGAUCAGAAAGUGAGUGGUGAAGUGUGGUGCAAAUAUAUAAAAAAAAAAGAAAGAAUAAAAAAAGUGUUAAAAUGAGUGAAAAUGUAAGUAAUUAUCGACAGGGGUUGUUGGGCCUUUUGGAAAAGGUGAAGGGGAUGCAGCUGGCCAAAGUACAGGAGGAGGAAGAGCGGGCCCCUACAUCGGAGGACAACGAUAGAAUGGAAAAAAUAUUUGUUUGCAUCCAACUUCGUAAUGUGUUGGGGGGGCUCAGUGGGGAAAGAGGAUUUUUUGUUGCGUAUGAUGAGUGGAGGGUGGCUCCCGAUCGAGAAGACGAUCGGGUGCAAUGGGGAUUGGACCCGAUUUUAAUGAAUAGUAGUCCCCGAAAACGUUACACCCGGUGUCAGUGGUACCAGGAGUACUCCUGGUGCGAGAGGAGCCGAAUCUACUUCUGUCGAGGUUUUUGGGCGACUUCUGGGUUUGUCGAUCCCUCGGUUGUAAGGGAUGCAGCGGGGGACGUGAAAGUUCUCCAGGGCUGGUGGGAGAUAAACAGGAGUCACCCAACAUGGACACUACGCUCACUGCCAGCUAUACCUCCCAAGGUCGGCUACCAGCCGAUAACGAGGGCACUUGUCCUUUCUUACGUACAAUGUUUUCAUUGGACGAGAGAGGGGCAGGCGAGGGUACGCUCAAGGUGGCAGUUGAAGGCUCGGAUUCCUCUAAGGAGGAUUUGGCAGGAGGUUGGUCCAGAGGGCCAUUUGCUAGAUUCGACUGUCUAGCUUGCGGUUGACCUUCGGACCAGGGAGCCAUCUCUCACCUCUUAGCUUAAAAAAAAAGAAUAAUAAAAUAAAAAAAAAGUUAAUAAUUUUUUUUUUUUUUUAUAAUUCUGUAAUUUUUCUGUCUUUUUUUUUUUUUUUUUUUUUUUUUUUUAAAAAAAAGAAAAUAAAAUAUUUGUCAUGAAAAUUUCCCGUUCUCUCUCUCUUCCUUCUUUUUUUUUUUCUUUUAUAUCUUCUUAAUUUCAGAAAUACGAGCGAUACUUGUUCCCCCUCCCCUUUAAUAGAGAAAUGAUUAAAUUUAAAAAAAUUAAACAUUAUGAAAAUAAAUCGAAACCUUAAUCUUUUAUAUAAACACAAAAAGGGGGGGAACUUUCAACGUUGGUGCUUCGAUGCAAGGUAAGUGGAAAGUGUUCUUUUUUUUUUUUUUUUUUUUUUUUUUUUUUUUUUUUUUUUUUAAUG